Molecule: messenger RNA, 690 nt
Organism: Lactuca saligna
Lineage: Eukaryota; Viridiplantae; Streptophyta; Magnoliopsida; Asterales; Asteraceae
Source: the annotation of a GenBank genome assembly
AUGAAGGAAAACUUUAUGAUUGUCCAUUUACAACAUAUUUGCACUCAGUGCCAUGAAGUGAUAUUAUCUGGAAGCACAUGGUUUUGCAGCCACUACAAAAAUAUUCAACUAUGUUCAAGAUGUUUUAAUGCUGAGAAGAAUCUUUCUAGGUGUGAAAUGCACACAUGCCAUUCUGGUGAAAACAAUCUACUAUAUGAGGUUAUGGUGAAGAAUAUGAUUGUUGAUACCAAAGAUAAAGAUGAUGUGUUUGUGAACAGUUUCUUUGAGACUCCUGAUGCCUUCUUAAACAAAUGCCAGAAAUCCCAUUUUCAGUUUGAUACAUUAUCCCAUGCCAAAUAUUCGUCUAUGAUGAUCUUGCUAAGUUCAACAGAAACAUGGUCUGAAAAUAAUGUUCUGAAGUUAGUUGUUGCUGUUGAAUCUGAUAUAAUACAUCCAAUUGGAAAAGCUAUUCGGGAAGCUGCUAAGGUUGCUAAAUGUUCCAAUGUAAAGGCUGAUGAUGGAACAUAUAUGGAGGAACCUGGUUCAGGUGCAGUAGCCUCAAUUGGGAAGAAGAUAGUUUUUGUUGGGACAUUGGAAUGGGUUAGAAGAGCAAGCAUAAGUUGUGAAUUCAAGUCAUUACUUGUCAUCCACGCUCAGACAGCAGUCCAGUACACCAGGUGGCAAACCAAUGACAUGGAGGAUUUUUUUUGA